Messenger RNA from Pistacia vera, 2270 nucleotides. Its product is annotated as casein kinase 1-like protein 3. Bases 223 to 1524 code for a protein of 433 amino acids. Gene Ontology annotation, biological process: signal transduction; peptidyl-serine phosphorylation; endocytosis. The transcript is spliced from 18 exons. Lineage: Eukaryota; Viridiplantae; Streptophyta; Magnoliopsida; Sapindales; Anacardiaceae. The record is from RefSeq and is a predicted model, not a curated record. Gene Ontology annotation, cellular component: nucleus; cytoplasm. Gene Ontology annotation, molecular function: protein serine/threonine kinase activity; ATP binding.
CCACCUUCCCAACUAUAAUUUCAAAGUAUAGAAUUCGAUAAAACCCCUCACUUUUCUAAAAUCUCAUUAACUACCCCCGCUCGCACCUCUCGCUCUCCUCGAUCGCCCUCCCUCUCCCUCUCCCUCUCCCUCUCCCUAACAAUCUUCCACCUAAAACCCUAAAUCUCUCUCUCUCACGUUGAAAUUCAACUCAAUCCUAAAGCUAUUAGCUAAAAGAGAGAGAUGGAGAGAAUUAUCGGAGACAAGUACAAGUUAGGUCGCAAAAUUGGAAGCGGAUCUUUUGGUGAAAUAUUUCUUGCGACCCAUGUCGACACCAAUGAAAUCGUGGCAGUUAAAAUUGAAAACAACAAAACCAAACAUCCACAGUUGCUAUAUGAAGCCAAGAUAUAUAAGAAUCUUCAAGGAGGAAGCGGUGUUCCGAGCAUCAAAUGGUAUGGAGUAGAUGGCGAUGAUAACGUUCUAGUUCUUGACUUGCUAGGACCGAGUCUUGAAGAUCUAUUUGUCUACUGUGGGAGGAAGUUUUCACUGAAAUCUGUCUUGAUGCUGGCUGAUCAGAUGAUUACGAGAAUAGAAUUUGUGCAUUCCAAAGGGUUUUUGCAUAGAGACAUCAAACCAGAUAACUUCCUCAUGGGUCUUGGUAGGAAAGCAAAUCAGGUCUAUAUUAUUGAUUUUGGACUUGCAAAAAGAUAUCGGGACUCCACCACAAACCGCCAUAUUCCUUACAGAGAGAACAAAAACUUAACGGGGACUGCUCGUUAUGCAAGCUGCAAUACUCAUCUAGGAAUUGAGCAAAGCAGACGAGAUGAUUUGGAGAGUUUGGGCUAUGUUCUCUUGUAUUUUUUACGAGGAAGCCUCCCUUGGCAGGGUCUGAAAGCUGCUACAAAAAAGCAAAAGUAUGACAAAAUAUGUGAGAAGAAGGUAUCAACCCCUAUUGAGGUCCUGUGCAAGUCUCAUCCUGUGGAAUUUGCUUCCUACUUCCAUUAUUGUCACUCUUUAACAUUUGACCAGCGGCCUGAUUAUGGAUUCUUGAAACGCCUAUUCCAAGACUUGUUUACUCGAGAAGGAUUUGAGUUCGAUUACAUCUUUGACUGGACCAUUCUCAAGUACCAGCAGACACAAAAGACAAAGAUACCGGCUCAAUCACCUGGUUUGCUGCCAGCUUCUAGGGUGACUAGCAGUCGAGCAAGGCCUAUGGAUACAAAUAAACUUAAAGGAGUCAAUGAUGCGUCAAAUUCUGCUGAGGUUAUGGAUCGGAGGGGAUCAUAUAAGCUCACUCGUCCAGAUAUGGAUAUGCAUCUUGGAUCAUCAAUAUCUCAGAAUGUAGGUUCCAGUAACCCGAUUGAGAAGCAUAAUGUGAGCAAUGCACCAAUGCCAUCUACUUCAUUCGCUGUGCCCAGUGCUUUCAAAAGAAAUUUACCUGAGGGACCAGAUGAGGCUGCAAAUGCUGGUCGUGGAAAUGGAAACAGAACUGGUGCUUCAAGCAGCUGGAUGCCAUCAUUAUACCGAAAUUCUUCUGCUAAGUAAUUGCCAUGAUUUGAAGGGAUCUGGAAACACAAUUUUGCAAGCUUCGUGAAGUUUGGUAGCUUGAAUUCUUUGUGGCAAGAUCUGCCAGAUCGUAUAAUGUAAUUUUUAUAAGGUGACUACAAGCACAGACACAUUGGAUGGUGCCAAGACCUGGCCCAUCAAAGCUUGGUUUUUUCAUGCGUGCAUAGAUGGGAAAAAUGACUGAAGCCAGAUUCGUGUCUAAUUAUUCAAUGGAUUAUAUGAUUCUCAUGCUCUAUCCUUGUUGCCUUUUGUUUUCUGGAACAAAUUGCUGGAUGUUUACCUGGAUCAGUUUGAAUCUAGGUACCCACAUCCUUCAGAAUCUGAAAAAUAAAAGGAUUAAUCCAGCGUUUCAGAUCAAUAUGAUUCAGAUUUGGUGUGAGAGGAGGGUUUAAUAUAUGAAAGGGAGGAAGUCCACCUUGCUUGUUGAAUGGAUUUCUGGUAUCUUAAUAUUUUAGUGACUAUGAGGGAAAAUUAGAUCUGGGAUUUCAGGGAAACUAUAACAGUUUGGAUGGAAGAGCAUUUUUAUAAUCUGGUUGCUACACAAUGUUCAUGCUUGUGUUGAUCUGCCUUUGCAUGAAGCAUGCUUUAGGACUUUCAUAUUUACGAGUUUUCCCACUCAUAGGUGUUGAUGCAACUUGCAAGACACCUUUAGACCUUAAAUAGAAGCUUAUAGCUCUUCGUCCAUGCUUAAGCUGUUAGAAGACUAUUGUUAGAAGCUCUGUUUU